Messenger RNA from Solea solea (common sole), 634 nucleotides. RefSeq names its product protein 4.1-like. NCBI's taxonomy places the organism in Eukaryota, Metazoa, Chordata, Actinopteri, Pleuronectiformes, Soleidae. The transcript is spliced from 3 exons. The record is from RefSeq and is a predicted model, not a curated record. The annotation marks the transcript as partial.
UUGCUCCUGGUACCUAAACACAUUGUUAACGUUCGGCCGCCGGAGCUCGCGCUCAUCAAUGACUGUGUGAGCGGCGGAGAGCGGACAAUUAUCUGACCCUUGUUUCUUCCGCUGCAUGAUUUGAGGUGGAGCAGCCGUUGCCAUGACAACAGACGAGGCAGAGAGUCACCAGAAGAAGCCGAGGCAGCAGGAGGAAGCCGGCCAGGACGCCCGGCCGCCCUCACCAGAGGAGGAGCAGCAGCAGCCGCAGCAGCAGCCGCAGCAGCAGCCGCAGCCGCAGCUCAGGCCUCGCAACCGCAACUCUGCCAGCCGCGGCCUCUCGCGCCUCUUCUCCUCCCUCCUGAAGAGGCGCUCGCAGUGUGAGAGCGAGGGGGGCGAGAGGGAGGACAAGCAGGACGAAGAGGAGGCCAAAGCGCCCAUCGCCGACCCGGAGCCUGAACUGAGGACGGAGGGCGAGGUGGCCCUGGAUCAGCACUCAGUAAGCAGUGCUGAGGCUCAGGCUGUCCAGGUAGAGAGGAAAGAAGCCGAGGAGCAGGAGGAGGAGGAGGAGGAGGAGGAGGAGGAAGAGGAGGAGGAGGAGGAACAAGAGAAGGAUAAGGAGGAAGGAGAAGAGGCUAUCCUGGAGAACGUGGAG